AUGGACUCAAGCAAGAGGCCGCGAGGCCCUCCCGCUCCGAUAGCCUCGUCGAAGCGGCCGUUUCCCGCUCGCGGCGGCGGCGGCAGCGGAAUUCCCGCGUCGCGACGCGACGAGGAGGAAGGCGAGGCGAUGGCGGUAGGGACGGAGGAGGAAGAGGAGGAGGUCGAAGAAGCCAUGGCGAUCGGCGGCGACGCGGGAGGAGCGGAUAUGGAUGAGGACGAGGCGAUGAUGAUCAUGAUGGCGGAAGACGAGACGGAUUUGAUUCGGAGAGCGGAGCAGGCGGCGAAGGAGGAGGCCCGGCGGGUAGGACAGAUGGGUCGGCUGCAGCCGCUUUUAGCUAAGUGGCGGCGGCAGCCGGUGACGGAUUUCGACCCUAGAGCCACUGAUAUAGUGUUUCAGCAGCUUGACAUUGACUACUACUUGACAUCUGACUCACCCUUCAAAACUCAUUACAAGAGUUCAGCUGUGCUCCGCAUCUUUGGUGUCAACGAGCAUGGAAACAGCGUGUGUGCCAUGGUGCACGGCUUUCUGCCAUACUUCUAUGUGAUGGCACCGUCGCAAUUCACAUACGAUGAUGUUGCUGCCUUCCACACCCAACUCUCGGAAAGGGGUCAGGCGAAGGGAGUGGUUGUGAUAAAAGUGGAGAUGCUAAAAGCGCAGGGGCUGCUUUACUAUCAAGGCCCUGAUAAGAAGACAUUCCUUAAGAUCACACUCGCCCUGCCCACUAUGGUGGCUCCAUGCAGAGCAUACUUUGAGCAGGGGUUUGAGUGGAACGGGUUUCAAUUCCCCGCCACCACGUACGAGAGCAACGUGCUCUUUGCGCUGCGCUUCAUGAUUGACUGCCACGUCACCGGCGGCAACUGGAUCUCGCUGCCAGCUGGCACGUACCGCGUGCGCGAGGACACGCGGAAGCUGUCGGCGUGCCAGCUGGAGGUUGAUAUCCCCUAUACGGACCUAGUCAGCCAUGAGGGCACGGGCCAGUGGUCCCGCAUGGCCCCCUUCCGCAUCCUCAGCUUCGACAUCGAGUGCAGCGGGCGCAAGGGGCACUUUCCGGAGCCGCAGCACGACCCGGUCAUUCAGAUCGCCAACAUUGUCUCUCAGCAGGGCAGCACCGACCUGCUGGUUCGCACCGUGCUCACCCUCGGCUCGUGUGCUCCCAUUGUGGGGUGUGACGUGGUGGCAUUCGAGACCGAGCAGCAGCUGCUGCUGGCUUGGAAAGUGCGUGGGCUGGAAGGUGUGUGGAAGGAGCUUGUCCAGGCGACAGACCCGGACAUGAUAAUUGGGUACAACAUUCAGAAGUUCGAUCUUCCCUACUUGAUUGAGAGGGCAGAGAAGCUGAAUCUGAAGACCUUCCCCUUCCUUGGUCGGAUUCUCAACACCCAGCUCAAGAUGCGCGAUGCUCGCUUCCAAUCCAGGCAGUAUGGCACGAGGGAAACCAAGGAGGUGACACUGGAUGGGCGCGUACAGUUUGAUCUGCUGGUGGCCAUUCAGAGAGAGCACAAGCUCAGCUCCUACUCACUCAACUCCUCGGCUCACUUCCUCAACGAACAGAAGGAGGACGUGCAUCACUCUAUCAUCGCUGACCUUCAGAACGGAGACGCCCAGACGCGCCGCCGGCUUGCAGUCUACUGCCUGAAGGACGCUUACCUGCCGCAGCGGCUGCUGGAGAAGCUCAUGAUGGUCUACAACUACGUGGAGAUGGCGAGAGUUACUGGCGUUCCUAUAUCGUUCUUGCUUGCCCGAGGGCAGAGUAUCAAGGUUCUCUCUCAGAUCCUACGCAAGGCGAGGCAGCGAGAGUUGCUGGUACCCAACAUGAAGGUGCAGGCCGGGGCAGGAGCAGAUGCGACCUAUGAGGGGGCGACAGUGCUGGAGCCGAAGCAGGGAUUCUAUGAACGCCCCGUGGCUACUCUUGACUUUGCAUCGCUGUACCCGUCGAUUAUGAUGGCACAUAACCUCUGCUACUGCACUCUGGUUCAGAAGGAGCACGGCAUGAGGCCAUCAGACGACCAGAUAUCGCAAACGCCCACAGGGGACCUGUUCGUGAAGGCAUCAGCAGCCAAGGGCAUUCUGCCGGAGAUUUUGGAAGAGCUGCUGGCAGCGAGGAAGAGGGCAAAGGCAGACCUCAAGAAAGCCACGGAUCCCUUGGAGAAAGCAGUGCUGGACGGCCGACAGCUGGCACUCAAGGUGAGUGCCAACUCUGUCUACGGCUUCACAGGGGCUACCAUCGGCGCGCUGCCCUGCUUGGAAAUCUCAUCCAGCGUCACUGCUUAUGGGCGGCAGAUGAUAGAGCACACGAGGGCGUUCGUGGAGCAGCACUACUCCAUCGCCAACGGCUACUCGCACAAUGCUGAUGUGGUGUAUGGCGACACGGACUCCGUGAUGGUCAUGUUUGGCGUGGACACUGUAGAGGAGGCCAUGCGCAUGGGCAGGCAGGCUGCAGAGGAGAUUUCUGAUACAUUUCCUAAGCCAAUCAGGCUGGAGUUUGAGAAGGUGUAUUUCCCGUACCUGCUGAUCAACAAGAAGCGCUACGCUGGGCUGUACUGGUCCAACUCCAAGGCCUUUGAUAAGAUGGACACCAAAGCGAUACGCUACGCGGGGCUGUACUGGUCCAACUCCAAGGCCUUUGAUAAGAUGGACACCAAAGCGAUACGCUACGCGGGGCUGUACUGGUCCAACUCCAAGGCCUUUGAUAAGAUGGACACCAAAGGUAUCGAGACGGUUCGGAGAGACAACUGCCUGCUGGUCCGCCAGGUGGUGGACGAGUGUUUGCGGCGCAUUCUAAUGGAGCGGGAUAUUCCCGGGGCCGUGGCAUACGUGAAGGCUGUCAUCUCGGAUCUCCUUAUGAACAAGCUCGACCUUUCCCUUCUGGUUAUCACCAAGGCGCUAACCAAGGGAGGUGACGACUAUGCGGUCAAGGCGGCCCACGUGCAGCUAGCAGAGAGAAUGCGCAAGCGUGACCCCGCCACGGCACCAGGCAUUGGGGAUCGAGUGGCCUAUGUCAUCUGCAAGGCUCCCAAGGGCAGCAAGGCAUACGAGAAGUCAGAGGACCCCAUCCACGUGUUGGAGAACAACAUUCCCAUCGACCCGCACUACUACCUGGAGAACCAACUCAGCAAGCCACUGCUGAGAAUUUUCGAGCCCAUUCUGAAGAACGCGAGCAAGGAGCUGCUGAGUGGGGCGCACACGCGUGCCGUUUCCAUCUCCACGCCUUCGACAGGUGGCAUCAUGCGAUUCGCCAAAGUCCGCCUCUCCUGCCUCGGCUGCAAGACACCCCUCAGCGGCAAUUCCCAGACGCUGUGUGCGCACUGUAUGGAUCGAGAAGGCGAGAUUUACCAACGGAUCACAUCCAAUGUGCGGGAGUGUGAGGAGCAAUUUGGAAGGCUAUGGGUGGAGUGCCAGCGAUGCCAGGGCAGCUUGCACCAAGACGUGCUCUGCACCAGUCGAGACUGCCCCAUAUUCUAUCGGAGGAAGAAAGCACAGAAGGACGUGGAAGAGGCGCACGCUCAACUUGCAAGAUUCGACUUUUGA
Closterium sp. Naga37s-1 is the source of this 3528-nucleotide messenger RNA. The record is from the annotation of a GenBank genome assembly. NCBI's taxonomy places the organism in Eukaryota, Viridiplantae, Streptophyta, Zygnematophyceae, Desmidiales, Closteriaceae.